Penicillium chermesinum is the source of this 987-nucleotide messenger RNA. RefSeq names its product arylamine N-acetyltransferase family protein. Lineage: Eukaryota; Fungi; Ascomycota; Eurotiomycetes; Eurotiales; Aspergillaceae. Gene Ontology annotation, molecular function: acetyltransferase activity. The transcript is spliced from 2 exons. Bases 1 to 987 code for a protein of 328 amino acids. The record is from RefSeq and is a predicted model, not a curated record.
AUGGGAUCUGCAGUUGAUUGGUCUCAACGUCCCACCUACUCGCCAGAGCAAAUUGGGAAGUACUUUGACCGAAUCAAGUUCCCGACAGAGUCCCGGCAAUCACCAGUCGUCCUGGCAGGUGCGAAUGGUGACAACGAGAGGGCGUUGUCGUUCUUGAAGGUACUUCAGCGCUACCAGGUGGCAGCGGUGCCAUUUGAGAACCUUGAUUUGCAUUACUCGGUACAUCGACAACUUUCCAUAGAUGUGCAAAAGCUUUUUGAGAAAAUCGUGGACGGCACGUCUGAGCGUGGAGGGUACUGCAUGGAAAACAAUACCGUUUUUGGAACGGUACUGCGAAGCCUCGGAUACCAGGUAACCUCAGUCGGAGGGAGGGUGAACGAAGCUGCACAGCCGAUAUCCGCUUCCAAGAACUGGAGGGGCCCCAAAUACGAUGGAUGGAACCACAUGGUCAACCUUGUUACCAUCGGCGAACAGAAGUACCUGGUUGAUGUAGGUUUUGGUUCGAAUGGACCACAUCAGCCCGUCCCAUUAUCUCCGGAUGUCGAAUUUCACAACGUGGGCGAACAAUCUGGGCGCUUGCGUUACGGAUCCAUCACGCAGCAUACCAGCUCAACCCAGCGCCUUUGGCAGUAUGAAAUUCAGAAUAGCGGUGCAGACUGGAUCCCCGCCUAUUGUUUCACUGAAACCGAGUUCAUUCCUGAAGACUUUACCAUGAUGAACUAUUAUAUGAGCACUAGCCGGGACAGCUGGUUUACGUUCUCAGUCGUGUGCGUUCGGAUGCUCUUGGAUGAUACGGGUGAAUCCCUUGUGGGCGACUUGACACUGUUCAACAGCUCGUUGAAGAGGAGGAUUGGAGCCACAGCAGAGCAUAUACAAACGUUCUCCUCCGACGAGGAGCGCGUUGCGGCAUUGGCGAAAACAUUCAACAUCCACAUCGGUUUGGCUGAUCGAGAGAGCAUCCGUCGCACCAUUUCGGAGAUUCUCUAG